AAAACAGGCCCUCUUAAUUCGAUCUCUAUCGACUUCUCCGUUCUCCAAACAAAAACCUUCGAAGGCUCGAAGCAGAGAAAAACCCUCUCCUCCCACCACCGCCUUUAGACACAAUCAUGGGAACUCCAGAAACAUCCCGGGAACCGUGCCCCGACCGCAUCCUCGACGACAUAGGCGGCGCCUUCGGCAUGGGCGCUGUCGGCGGUUCCGCCUUCCACUUCAUCAAGGGCGUCUACAACUCCCCCGCCGGCGCCCGGUUCAUCGGCGGCUCCCAGGCCGUCCGGAUGAACGCUCCGCGCGUCGGUGGAAGCUUCGCCGUCUGGGGGGGCCUGUUCUCCGCCUUCGACUGCACCAUGGUCUACGUCCGCCAGAAGGAGGACCCCUGGAACUCCAUCAUCGCCGGCGCCGCCACCGGUGGCUUCCUCCAGAUGCGCCAGGGGCUUGGCGCCUCGGCCCGAUCGGCCGCCUUCGGUGGCGUUCUUCUGGCGCUGAUUGAAGGAGCUGGGAUCAUGCUUAAUAAGUUUAUGAGCCAGCAGCAGCAGAUGCCGGUUGUGAUUGAAGAGCCGGCGAAUAUGGCCGGUAUGCCUGGGCUUCCUCCGAUGGGCCGGGCUCCGGGUCAGCCUGGCCCACCGGAGAUGGCAACGUCCGUCAGCAGCGGGUCUGAGGCGAAUUCGAGCUCAGGAUCGUGGUUUGGAGGGUGGUUCGAAAAGGGGAAGGAGUCUGAGGCCAAGAGCAGCGGAAGCGCGACGAAGAUUUUGGAGAGUUUCGAUGCACCGCCAGUGCCGACCUUCGAGUUUAAGUGAUUGAUUAUGUGGAUGAACAGCCUAAGACUGCUAUGGAUAUUUCAUUUUUGCUUUGAGGCGCUUGAGGAGCAGUACAUAGUAGAGACACGAAGCUCGCCACAACCAUAACGUCGAAAGAAGUUGGGAAAACUCAAACAGUUAGGUGUUCCUGUGUUAGAAUUAAGGAUCAUUGUUAUACCCUGGCCGGUGUACUAGUUUCGAUAAUUUAUUCGCCUAUAUGUUUCAGGGAUUGUACGUUAUACUCUGGCUGGAAAACUAGUUCCUUAAUUAAGACGAAUGUUAAUUUCAUGUUUCCAUUAAUGUGAAAUUACUUAUCCUUAAUACAAACUCGAAUGCGAAUGACUUGGUUUCGGAACA
Molecule: messenger RNA, 1160 nt
Organism: Pyrus x bretschneideri (Chinese white pear)
Lineage: Eukaryota; Viridiplantae; Streptophyta; Magnoliopsida; Rosales; Rosaceae
Product: mitochondrial import inner membrane translocase subunit TIM17-2
Exons: 2
Coding region: 117-803 (228 amino acids)
Biological process (GO): protein import into mitochondrial matrix
Cellular component (GO): mitochondrial inner membrane; TIM23 mitochondrial import inner membrane translocase complex
Molecular function (GO): transmembrane protein transporter activity
Source: RefSeq, a predicted model, not a curated record